AUCUUGCUGUACAGUGGGGACCCAGCUUUACGAAAAACCGACACGUUAUCCCUUCACUCGUAAGACGAAAUGUGCCUGAUUUUGUAAGUUUUUACCAUAACUGUGUCAUGUGUGAUAUCAAGUACUUAUCCCCGGGGCUGUGACUCAAAAACAGUUUUCUAUUUUGCUUUAUGGACGGUGGCAAGCCGCCGUUAUCGUCGGGUGUUGCAGUUGCAUGAAUGGCUGGAACGGUUGCCAAGCGGCCUGUACACAAUUUUAGUCAUGUUGACCUCCAGUCCGUGAAAAAAAGGGAAGGGGAACGAGAGUAUAGCGACCAUCCUGAAAGGUCUGCAGCACAAAGAAUGGAUGAAGAUGACAUUCUGGCACAGCUAGAAGACGAUGGAUAUGCCGAACAGAGAGCCUUCAUUCUGGAUGAUCUCACCCAGAAAGUUCGCCGAGAUGGGGGCAGGUUACCCUUCGAUAAUCGACAUGCGCUUUUUCGGGGGCUGACGCUAGUGUUGCUGGACCAGAACUGGGAAGUAAGGUUGAAAUGCAUUCAGUUCAUUUGUGAACUCAUCCCCCAGUUUGGGCCAGAGUUAGACUCCUGCAUGGCCAUUGUACUACCGCAGAUCGUGGCCAAUCUGGGGGACAGCAGAGUUGCCAUUCGAAAAGCAGUCAUUCAGACACUACACAUACACAUGAAACACACAACCAAUGUGCAGCAAAUUUUCACCAUCCUAGUCACCCAUGGCCUCCAAAGUAGAGAUCCCAAAGUUCGCAUGGAAGCAACCAUCCAAUUACCUGUACUACUAACAAGAGAGUUUGCCUCAGUGGAUCUUUCGAGCAUCACUCAUGCUCUGGCUAAGAAGUUUUGCGAGGAUAAAGAUGAAACUCUCAUUGACACCGCUGGAAUUUCACUAGAAAGAAUACGAUCUUUAGUCGGUAAACAGCAGUUUGAUUCUUACAUUCAGCAAUUGCCAUCGCGUGAUAGAAAUGCAUACAACCAGCGUGUAGUCAGUGCCGUUAGACCUAGGGAUACUGAAAUACAUGUACACAAACCAGCACCGGAUGAAUCCAGUCCUGGUCAUAACAAGGAACAAAAGUUGGGGUCAAGUUCCAGGUGGCAAGGAGAUACUGAAAAUGGAGAGCGAUACGAGUUUGGAAUUAUACCAAAGCAUGUUAUGGACCAGUUGCUGGAUCAGACACAGUGGAAAACAAGAGCCAAUGGGGUACAGGAGCUGAAGACCAUCAUCUCUGCACUGGAUGAUGCUUCUCGCAUUGUACCUCACAUGCUUGCAUUCAUAAGCUUUCUCUGCAAUCUCCUUGAUGAUGUCAAUUUUAAAGUGACACUGUUGACCCUUGAAAUCUAUGGUGUGCUGGUCACCAAGCUCAAUACAGACGUGAAACAGUUUCUGAAACCUCUUAUAGCUGCGCUCACAAAGCGAUUUGGGGACAACAAAGUGGUUAUCCGCCAGGCCAAUAUGAAGGUCCUCAUGCAGCUGAUGCACGUGCUGACCCCACAGUCAGUGGUCAGUGCCAUUGGUGACAGCCUGAAACACCGUAAGUCAGGUGUGCGCGAGGAAGCACUGAACAUUAUCAUAGCCUCGCUGCUGACCUUCCCCAGCUAUGACUUUGACCUUGCCAAGCUCUGCCAGAUGCUGGCUCCCAUGCUUGCCGAUGCCAAGCGCCGCGUCAGACAGGCAGCCUUGGAGUCAUUCGCAGUUCUAGCCCAGGCCAUGGGACCCAGCAGGAUUCAACCACUCAUCCACGCUGUUGAUCAAGUGGAGCUCAACAUGGAUGAAGACGGGGUCAUGAAAGCAGUGCAGGCAAGACUUGCUCGCAGGCGCUUACCCAGGCUCAAUGAGGAUGGCCUAGUGGAGUACGCAACUGCCAUACCCACGUCUGCUACGAGCAGAAACAAUCCAAGCAUGUCCAAAGAAAACGAUGUACAAUGGAUAAUGAAAGGAACAGGGAGUAUAACCUCAGGCAGUGCUAGAGAGAGGAGCCACGUGGACCCAAGGAGUCUCGAACUAUCUCAACCCUCACCUACACGUGCCAUCCCUGGACAAACUUCCAAUCAGGAGUCAUCCCCACCAAAGAGAUACUUCAGCGCAGGGAGAGGGAGGGGCAAACUACCAUGGGAGGAAGAGAGUGAUACUUUGGAACCAGAAGAAAGUUUGCCGCCUGGGAACAGUGUCAGUAGGACGCAUAUUAUCAGCAGUGCACCAACACAGAAGAAGCGUGAUGAAGAGAAACCGCCACCAAUCAAAGCGCGCAACACUUGGGACAGCGUGGAGGAGACAACAGACAUGGCCCCCCAGGACCGGCGCCGCCCGUUCAGCCUACAGAUAGCACCCACAGAUGCAUCCCCAGACACCAACUACGGAAUGGCCGGCUCUUAUCGUCAAAUCCAUCUUGAUAAACUGAAGAGGCAGUCAUUGGCUGCCUACCCGGGCUCACGAGGGAGCCCUCAUGAUGACCAGCAAGGGAGCUUGAGUGCACCAGCCACUGAGAGAGAUUGGAGUCCCUGGCGCAUCAAGGAGGACAGCAAGCCUGAGGACGACAACCAUUUUGGUGGUCAUGAUCCUUUUGCUGGCAGCCCUGCUACCAUCCUCAGGAAGCGUCCGAGCAUCAGGCAGGACUCUGACGACCCCGAAGCUCGGCUGCCACCCACAGACAAGUACGUGUCCUCCUUUGGAUCUGGCACCCUGAGGGAGAAUGGGACGGUGGGAGUAGGGUCCAGAGGUUACCGGAAGAGCCUGUCCAACUCCUGGCCGGAGUCCCACUUCCUGCCAGACGAAGGGUCAAAGGGCAAGAAAAAGGUCAACCAAAGAGCAGAUCCGCCAAAUCUCCCAGACUGGUCCCCAGAAUAUGAACCCAAGAAAUCCAAGGGUGCUGCCAUGGCAUCUCCCAUUCCCCUCAAGCCUACUCUUGCACGAUCAGCCGGGCGGAGGGGACAGGGGCGGACCAUUUUGGACCCAUUGGACCGGAACCAGGCUUACAAGGGCAUGGACGACAUCGAAGAUUUGGAUCUGUAUGCUGAUGACUUUGAAUUGUCAGACGAAGACAGUGAGCCAGACUUAAGUUCCUUGCAAAAUGUACGGAGCAGUGCAGCCAAGAAGAGAGCGGAGAAGCUAGCAUCUCGCGACCUGGACAGACACUGCCAGUCCAAUAAUAACCUGUCUUCAACAGUCUCCCCCUUGGACGAAAGCGGCUUCUUCAGUAUGUUCUCCACCAUGAACAGCAGCAAGAUGGAGGAUUCGCUGGAGAGGUAUCCUGUCUCUAAGAAGAAAGGGCUGAAGGCCAACUCUGAUGUUCCCUUCAGCACAAAGCCCAGGAUGGCCAGGUCUUCAUCAGGCAAAGGCAGCCGCCGAAACUCCCUGGACCGGCCCGAGGACAGCCCAGACGCCGUCCCCUUUGAGUACAGCCCGUCGUCUGGUGUGACCUUCCGCCACAAGCCCACCUCAGAUGUCAGCAUCGUCGGCCAGGGCUAUGGCAGCAACCGGACCAGCUCCCCGCCCAUCCCAACACAUGCCCACAAAGCACAGAAUGGACAGGAGAGAAGGCGCCAACAAAAAGGUCCUUUGCUGUCGCCUCUUUCCAUGGCUUCGUUGCACCACACAGGAGGAAUAGAUGUCAGUGAUCAGAACAACAGUGCCAGGGAGGACUUGGCCAUCGUCAUCGGCAAAAAUGUUUUCAACGGCAAGAACACUGGCUCAGACGCCUCACCAACGUCCAACUUGAGGAAGAAGAGUGACGCCAAGGAGGGUGGGGUCAAAGGUCGCCAUUACACACGGAACUCCAGUUCGCCUGAGAGCGAUGGCCAAGUGGAAAACGGGGAAGAGGAUGCAUAUAACAUAGCCAUGUCCAGAGCACUCCAGGACAAGAUGGUGGAGAGGCAGCUGGCACAGAAGAAGGAAUUGGAGCAGCGCCAAGCCGAGGUACAGGCCUUACGGGAGAAAGCCCAGCAGGAGAGGGAGGAGCGACGUCGGACCAUGGAGGCAGAGCGCCGCCAGGCCAUGGAGGAGGAGCGUGAGGCCCAGCGGAAGGCGGCGGAAGAGGAGCGAGAGGCCAAGAGGCGGGCCCUGGAGGCGGAGAGGGAAGAGAGGCGGCGCAUACUUGAGGAGAAGGCCAAGAGGAGGAAAGAGGCCGAGGAGAAGAGGGAGGCACGCAACCGGGCCUUGGAGGAGGAACGUAAGGAGGCCUAUCGCAAGGCUAAGGAAGAGGAAAGAGAAAGAGCAAGGCAGAGGGCUGAACAGAGACAGCGGGAUAAGUUGAGACAUCUGGAGAUGGAAAAUAACACAGCAGCAGGUAUAACAGACCUACAAAUAUCAGGUUCCAACCCAGCCAACCCCACAACAAGCCCAGCUGAAGUGGACCUAGCUGCAGAUAUGGAGACAGGGACUGAAGCCCCUCACAGCCCCACCAAGGUAGUGGGAAAGCCUCCAGUGGCCGGCAUCACACCCAAGAAGAAGAAAGCCAAAUCGCCUACGGAGCCAGCAUCGCCCAAACACCACAACCUGGGGCGGAGCAUCUCAGGUGGCUCUCAGUCUGGCACACUGAACGCUUCACUCCACGAGGCCAACAGUGACGUGUCUGAGAUGAGACCAUUCAGUCAUCCUGACAAGGUGCUGCAAGAUGCCUUGAAAUUACUCGGCAAUGAAGAUUGGGAGGCUAAGAUGGACGGGUUACAGAUUGUCCGCAGACUCUCCACCUUCCAUCAAGAAGAGGUCAUAGGUCAAAUGCACACGGUAGUUGUGGCUGUCCUGAAUGAAGUCAAGAACCUGCGGUCCUCAGUCUCCAAGAUGGCAAUCAUGACGAUGGGGGAUAUGUUCCAGGAACUGCAGCAGGCACUGGAUAAAGAGUUAGAGCAAAUUUGCAAGAUCCUGAUGCCCAAGGCAGGUGAGAGCAACGCCUUCAUCAGAGAAGACGUGGAUAAGGCACUGGACUCAAUGGUGCAGAAUGUCAGUCCCCAGAGGGCGCUGUGCGCACUCAUCAGUGCUGGUGUCAGUCACAAAAACCAAACAGUCCGCAAGACCACAGCUAUGCACCUGAAUACACUGGUGGACAGGAUGGGGCCCGGGCGGCUGCUUAGUGGUGUCAAGGACAUCACAGACAAGAUCCUGCCAGCUGCUGCUAGCCUGGCCCUGGACAACGGCCAAGAAACGAGGUUUUACGCCCGCAAGAUGCUGUACUCCAUGAUACAUCACGAGUCUUUCAACAAACUGAUAGAGAAGUAUGUGCCAGCGAAGGACCUGAGAUCCCUGAAAGAAGUGCUGGAAAACCUCAGGCUGAAGGGUCCAGGCGAUUUACCCCAUGACAGCUCCUCAGCCCGCGUCCGACGGAGUCAUUCCAACACACGCAAUAAUUCUGGCUCCAGCCCAGCCUCCCGGGACAAGAUAGACUCUGCUGGCAGUGAUCAUGCCUUGUCCAGCUCCAUGCGGCGGACCAACAGGAACUCAUCCCGUGGCUCUGAGACCAAUCAGGAGACUGUCAAAGACCUAUGCAAAUUACUUUCCGCAGCCGAUUGGACAGAGAGACUCCAGGGAAUUACUCAAGUGCAAGAGUUGGCCGAGACCAAUGUUGAACUCAUCACCGCAAAUAUUAUUAAGAUCUUUGACAACUUCACCUCGCGGCUGACCGACUCCAAUAGUAAAGUCAAUCAAGUGGCACUUCAAACCAUGCUGAGUAUGGUACCCAGACUUGGGGAAUACCUGGGUGCUGUGGUAACAGGGGUGGUGCCUGUGGUGUCAGGUAACCUUGCUUCUAAGAAUGCAGUUAUAUGCAAAACAAGUGAAGAUAUCCUGGACAGCAUUAUAGAGCAUGUUGACAAGAUUGUCUUGAUACAGCCCUUUUCCUCGGCCACACAAUAUGGCAAUGCUCGAGUUAAGCCAAAGAUGGUGGAAAAGCUGGCAUACCUGUCAACGCAGGUAUAUCCACGCAAGCAACAGACAGUGGUCCGCAAUGUUCUGCCAGUGCUCUGGCAUCUCCUGGGCAGCUUGACAGGCAGCGGGGCAGUGCCGGGGGGAACGGGCAACCUCAGGGGUGCCGUCAACAAACUUGCUAAGGAGUUACACAGUGUCAUGGGGGAAGCACUUGUGCAGCAUGCCAGCAGCCUACCACCUAGACAGCGCAACACCUUGAUGGAAAUCCUGGGUGUAUAACAGCACAUCCUCCAAGCAUACACGUGUACAUAAGUGGACAAACAAAGAAACAAAUAUAUUUAUAUAUUACAGAAACUAUACACACUAUGAAUUUUGAAAUUUUCUUGAAAUAUUGAGUGUUGAUGUGAUGAGAAGUUUGUGUGUUCCUUAGUUAUUUGAUCGAAUGAGUUGUUGCAGUCAUCUCGGUGAUCAGCUGGUUUUCCCACUACCUCCAAAAUAAAAACUUACAUGUGUUUCAGAUGUAUGCCUUUCUCUCUUGGUGCAUUCAUUUUGAGCUGUGAUAUAAAAGGAAACAAGCUAUCGCCAAAGUUUUUUUCAUUUGGUUCACAAAUGACUUGCAAUUCACGGAUGUAUUUAGAGUGUUAAAAGAAUGGACCUCUUUUAUUCCUGGAACUGGGUUCAAGAAUGAAGUAUCCAUUAAUCAGUGUUAAUUCCUCAAGACACUUUUCUGUGUAUUCAUUUCCAUUUUCCCCAUAAUAUUCUAGUGUUGGUGGUAGGAAGGUUGUUUUUCGGUAAGAAAAUUGACUUCCCCUUACGCUGUGUUUGCCUUUUUGUUGUAUCACUCAGUAACCAAAUGUGUGUCAGGUGCCUGGCACUUCAAAAAUACAUGGAUAUAGACACCACAGUGCCUACAAGUCAAGAAGCACAUAGAACAGUUAACCCUCCUAUGCUGAAGUCACUCUUUGGGUCACUUGGUAAACACCUCAAAGAAGCACAGCUGUGUUGUGUUGU
This is a messenger RNA of Acanthaster planci (crown-of-thorns starfish), 6875 nucleotides long. RefSeq names its product TOG array regulator of axonemal microtubules protein 1-like. The record is from RefSeq and is a predicted model, not a curated record. Gene Ontology annotation, molecular function: microtubule binding. Gene Ontology annotation, cellular component: cytoplasmic microtubule; cilium. Gene Ontology annotation, biological process: microtubule cytoskeleton organization. Lineage: Eukaryota; Metazoa; Echinodermata; Asteroidea; Valvatida; Acanthasteridae.